Molecule: messenger RNA, 413 nt
Organism: Microbotryum saponariae
Lineage: Eukaryota; Fungi; Basidiomycota; Microbotryomycetes; Microbotryales; Microbotryaceae
Source: the annotation of a GenBank genome assembly
AUGACGCGUGCGACCGACAAUCGACAGCACCAGAUCGCUCAGGGGCUCGCCUUUUUGAGCCAGUACCGAGCGAUCAAGGGGAGGUGUCAAGAGGUCGAGUACAACUUCGGUCGUGUCUUUCAUCUGCUAGGUGAGUGCUUUCCUACUCUGAGACGCGAAAGUAUCGGUACUAACGCUGUGCUUCGUCAUUGUAGGCCUUCAAUCUUAUGCGGUGAGACACUACGAGGCCUGUCUGGCGAUCGCGGCCGAGGACCGCAAGGCUCGGAUGCACCUCGAUGGUGAUGACGCGGAGGACGAGGACGGGCGAAGACGACUUUACGCGCGUCGCGGCAUACAACCUCUCGAACCUGUACAUGCUCUCGGGCGAGCCCGACCUAGCCAAGGUGAUCGCGCACAAGUGGCUGUCGUUUUGA